Molecule: messenger RNA, 3153 nt
Organism: Leishmania braziliensis MHOM/BR/75/M2904
Lineage: Eukaryota; Euglenozoa; Kinetoplastea; Trypanosomatida; Trypanosomatidae
Exons: 1
Coding region: 1-3153 (1050 amino acids)
Source: RefSeq, a predicted model, not a curated record
AUGCACGUCGAAAUUCGACUAUGCGAGGUAGAGCAUGCCUGUGCUUUUGACCCGCAGAGCUUUUACCGUGUAAAGCAGCUCCUCUCUUCCUACAGUGGCCAAAGCAACGCUGCUGAGGAGCCUGCGAGGCGCACCUGGCACGGCGGCUCACUGCUGCGCCUCCAGCACACGGCGCCUUUCACUCCUGAGCUGAAGCUGCAGGUCGUAGUGGAGCGUCUAACUGAGAUGGAGAGCAAGUGCUUUGGUGCAACGAUGGACAAGAAGCAACACGAGGCGCGAGUCAAGAGUCACUGGAACAACAGCGCUGUCGGGACAGCCUACUACAGCGCGGAGGUGAAGGAGGUAGUUCUAGCAUCCCUUCCCCCGGCUGCCGCCCACAGCGUCGUGAAGAUUCGGCUACUGCAGCUACCCCCACAGCUGGAUUACAACGCACAACAAGUUGUAAAAAGGGCGAUCGGCGACAUGGCCGUCAGUAGGGACAGGCACGACACUCCGCUAUGCAUUGGUAUCGCAAAGAUAUGCCUGCGCGAACUGAUGUUGGCCAGGAAAACGGUCCGGAUUGCGAUGCAAGCGAAGCGGGCCGUUGUGAGCGCCGUAGAGGCACACAACCUGGACACUUUGAUCACGAAUGCCAUGUUCGGCCGAGGCGAGAGGAAUGGGAGCGCCGUGCUCUCUGUUCAGUUCAACGGAUACACAUUUGGACGCGUUCCGAGGGGAGGGCCUAUACCGAACCACAGUUCCGUGGGUACGACGAAGCGCAUCACUACUGCCAUGGAUUCCAACGAGCCCAGUACCGCACUGCCACUUGUUUCGAAUGGAGCAGCCGGAGAGUCUGCUGCUGAGAUGGAGUCAGAGGCUCUCAAUUCGCGAGCCAUCCACUUUGUGUUACUCCCGUACGUUGCACUCGUCGACGUACUUCUUCGCAUGGUCGACGUGGCUUCCUGGCGCGUGCCUCGUAAGACAGGGAUGGCGCUCACAGCGAUUGUCAUCGCGCUCUACGCAGACCUCUUCGACAUGUUGUUCGUACUGACUUUGGCACUUGUCUUGUUGAGUGUCCUUCGUAAUAUUUCGCUCUUCUACUAUGUUCCUGUGAGUGACCACACUGCCUCCCGUGUCACCGCGCCGUCUGUGGUGGGAAGCGGCACCACCAACUUUCAGCCGUUCCUCUACAGUCGAGAGAACGCCCUCCUGAACAGUCUGCUGCGCGCGCGGGUCUUUUUCUCGCGUGGUUUGAUGGAUGACACUUACUACGAACUUGCCUUGGCUGCCCACCUUGCCCGGCACAACCGCCGACAACUGGUCGGACUCGGUUUAGCUGUGUGCUGUGGCUUUGCUUUCCUGUCGAUGGGAGCAGUAGUCAGUUUCCUUACGCUGGGCGCCUUUACCGCGUACCCGGUGUUUCUCAACCUUUCCAACGCUCGUCGACGCACCCGCAGAAAGAAAGUGUCGCUUUUGGUGCUCAUUCGCUAUGCGGUGGACGCAAUACACGUGCCACGGAGGUACCCUGUGGUACGUGUCAUCCGCGUUGCAGUGGUGCGCGCCAGAACCGAAAAAUCGCCCUCUCGCAACGAGUCCAUUGUCGACCCGGUGGCAGAAACACUUCAGCAGCAGUUCCUCAAUUGCAUUCGCCAGCGCGCCGAGUCGGAUGAGGCGCGGUCGCCGACGGAGAAAUCAGAGCUCUCCAUGAAGACACGAGAGAGCAACAUUCCUGCGGUGUACCGCCAAGUGCGGACCAUGGAUCUUGACGUCCUACCGAACAAUUCGGCCAACUUCGCAUCUACACUCAAUCGUUUUCAGGUCACUCACGUCAUGCGCUAUUUCGUGGCUCUGUGUUUUUCUUCAAGCGUAAUUGAAUCGGCGGAGUUGGCGAGCACGACCAGUGGCUUGCGGAAGCCGCCUUCCAACGCGGCUCUUCAGCGCCGUCUAUGCGAUCAGCUAAGACAAGCGCGAAUUAUCAGUGGUAUGUUGCCCUCAGUUUUGCCUCAGUCAAACAACAUUGCAACGGGUGGAGGUGUGACUACGUUUACCCAGCACAGUGGGUCCGUUACUGGUGACUCGAAGCCGGCGGUAGUCUCUAAGGAAAUGCAGGAGGCAUUUCAGAACUACUUCAACAGCACUUUGACGCUUCUGUUUUAUCUUCGACAGCAGUGGACCUUUCACCCCUACGUCACACAGUCCAGCACGACAAAGUGUAUGCCAGACAGCAUGCGCAGUGUGAGUGUACUGGCUCAGCCGCAGGACCUCAUCGAUGCCGGUGAGGACGACGGAGUCACCAAGGCCCUCAUGGCGAGGCGCCAAGCGCCGCACAAUUCGCCGUUGGUAGGCAGGUUUAGUAGCGACAAUCCUGUCGAGGUGAGUGGGCGAAUAAUGGCACUCUACGCAGCGUACUUACUGCAAGGUGCCCGUCUUUCAGUAUACAUGUCUUCCAAUGGAUGUGCCACGUUUCUGCCAUUGCUUGCCCCAGGCAAUUGUAUGGAGCGCUUUCUGCAGCCCAACCCCUGCCCGGCUGAUCUUUUAAACACACUGGACUCGGUGUGGCGCGGGGAGACGCACGACACGAUGAAGAAGGGGAAGGAAGUCUACUUCAACGCAGAUGCCGUGUUGCAAAUCAUUACUGUGUACAAGAACUACUGGGAAGGCGGCGCGAACUUUACGUCGACUCGAUCUGCGGUACGCCUCGAUAGCACUGUAGCUGGCGAGAGCUACUUCUCUAACGCGCUACAUCGCAGCACUGCUCGUAGCGCGCUCGUCUCUCUGCCGCCAAUACCCCGUCAGCAGAUAAUGCCAUACAGUGCCUCGACGCACCUCACACGCUCUCUACAAGACUCGACCACGCCGCAGACCAAGUUCGGCACCGCCGCGGCCGGCAGUGCUGAGCUCUUGCCUGCACGUUUUUUUUCCUCAGCGGCGACCGAGCUGAACAUGGAAAAUGUGGUCUCUCAGACGUCCGCCGCCUCUUCAGAUCUCUAUCCCUUCUCAAAUGGGGCGUUGAGUGAUCCGCCCGUGCUCGAUGCAACCUACAGUCGCGAUGCGCGUGGGCAGCUAUUGGUUAAAGAUGAGAGAGCGAGGAAUUCUGUUCCAGAUGGCAACGGCGCCCGGACGGCUUCUGGAAAGGGUAACGCGGCGGAGACGUUAUUGAAGUCAAAGAGGUGA